AUGCUUUCGGCAUUGGAGCCCAUCCGGUUCACGCCAAUGCAGCUGUACGAUAACGAGCGCGAAGAUCUUAUCAAACUCGCGCACGAGCAGUACAAGACGCUGUUCAAGAACGUCCGCUUCGCACAGGCGAACGGGUUCGCCACGCAGGUUCGCGCAUUCGCUCGCACAACGCGCGCCACGAUCUGCGCCGAAACGAGAAUCCGCGCCACGAUUCCCGAACUCGUCGACGUGUUCCUUGGAGACCGUACGAACGCAGCGAUCGGGUUUGCCCAGUCGCAACAGAUCUACCGGUUCCUGGCACCUUCGGAUGAGCAUCCGUACCGUAGUUGCGGGAUGCGCUGGUCUCUGUGGCACUCACCGUCGACGCUCAUCCGACAGCGAGACAUCGUCUACAUGGAAUACAUGGACACAUUUGUGGACGAACGAGGACGUCGCGGAUGGGCACGGAUGACGCAGUCGUUAGAACAUCGAAGCUGUCCGCCGCUUAUGGGGUCGCAUAAUAUCGUUCGAGCGUUCUUACAUUGCUGCGGCACGGUGUACACGGAGACGGACGAUCCGAAAGUCCUGGAAGCUGUCACGUACUACGAUGCUGAUACUCAGGGAGUGCCACCCUGGAUGACCAAGAUCGUGGCCAACCGGAAGGCCAAGAACCCGCACAACCUCGAGCAUCUUAUCCGUCUGGAACAUGUUCUGAAAGAGGGAGUGGGUCCGGAUUCAGGUGCACAGGAGAAACACCUGAACGCGAAGUUGUGUGUAGGAUGCAACACUGUACUACCGAAAUGGGGACGACACCGCAAGUGUCGAGACUGCUGUGCGCUCAUUUGUAAGAGCUGCAGCGACGUGGUGUACUGCGCGAUCCAGGGGCGAAGGAAGCUCCACCGGAUCUGUGUACACUGCGUGGACAACUUUUUGGCACGAACGAACCGGCAGUUGGAGCUCACGUUGCCGCCCAGUGUAUCGCUCCAGUCGGACGACGUAAAUGCUCAUCGGUCUUACAGCUGCGGACUUGGCUUUCAGGUUCGAACAGAGCGGAGAGAAUUCGUCAUGCCAUGUCGGACGACCGCCGCGGUGGACUUGUCGUAUUUUGAAAAACAUUAA
Phytophthora infestans T30-4 is the source of this 1098-nucleotide messenger RNA. RefSeq lists its product as uncharacterized. Lineage: Eukaryota; Oomycota; Peronosporomycetes; Peronosporales; Peronosporaceae. The transcript is spliced from 4 exons. The record is from RefSeq and is a predicted model, not a curated record. The coding region runs from base 1 to 1098 and encodes 365 amino acids.